Messenger RNA from Rotaria socialis, 694 nucleotides. NCBI's taxonomy places the organism in Eukaryota, Metazoa, Rotifera, Eurotatoria, Philodinida, Philodinidae. The record is from the annotation of a GenBank genome assembly.
UCGAAAAAAUAUAGCUCGAUGCGAGAAAAUAUCUGAAACAAAAUUGUUUUUUCGUACAUUUUGGUACUUCUCACAAUUACCUAUCGCAUUUUGUAUCUUUGGAUUUGAAGUAAAACAGCCAAUACAUUUUUUGUAGAGAAUUGAAUGGGGAAUCGUUUGGUAAAAACGACGCGCCGAUCGUGUUCAAGAAAGACGAGAAAAUUCAAAAAUACUAACAGGACAAUUCUUUUUGGGCCACCCGUUAGAUAUUAGUAUAAAAGAUGUAUAUUUAUCAUUCGUAUAUACUAACCAUGUACUAUAUACAUAUGUAGACUUCAUUCAACAUGCCACCUCGCUGAGAUGAACACUUCCUUUAAUGAACACGUUUUGAACAGUCCCGUCAGUGUUCAUCUUAGAGAGGUUUCACUGUAAUGCUUAUUAAAAAUUGAUCAUUUUUUUUUGUAAGAUAGGAAAUGACAAAUCAAAAGUGUCGAAAAUAUCAUUCGAAUUAGAACAAAAAAAAUUAAAUCCGAUUUCAUUUGGACAUUGUGAUCAUCGUUCAGCUCAUCAUACUGCUCCUAAAUUUACAGAUCGGGAUGAAUUAGGUGCAAAAAUAUUGGCCCAUCUGAUUUCAAUGACUGUUCAACUGAAAUAUCUUAUUGUUGAAAACUUUCGAUGUUUAGUAUAUGUUAUUGAACAUAUAAUUUUACGUUAA